GCAUGGCGCUCCUCCGGCGUCAUGGCGCCCACUGCCACCUGGCGGCGAAAGCGAGAACUAGCGGGCCGGUCGGCGGCCGCAGUUAGUGCUGUGCGGUCGGCGCGCGCAGAAGGAUGGCCGUCUAUGGCACCCCUGGCAGUGAUUAGUUCCGUGCUAGCGUUCCUCCUGUACUACAACACGUUAGACGCGGACUUUGCCUACGAUGACAGUCGAGCAAUCAAAACCAACCCUGACAUCUUGCCGAGCACGCCUCUCACCAGCCUGCUGCUGGACGACUUCUGGGGCACGCCGCUCAGCCACAGCGGCUCGCACAAGUCCUAUCGGCCUGUCACCGUACUCAGCUUCCGGCUCAACUACCUGGCCGGCGGCCUGCGGCCCUGGGGCUACCACCUGGUCAACGUGCUACUGCACAGUGUCGCCUGCGCGCUGUUCGCGCAGCUGGCCGCCCGGCUGUUUGGCGCGCGCUCGCCGGCCGCUGUGCUCGCCUCCCUGCUGUUCGUCGUGCACCCAGUGCACACGGAGGCGGUGGCCGGCGUGGUCGGGCGGGCUGACGUCGGUGCCGCCAUCUUCUUCCUGCUCAGCUUCUUCUCGUAUAGCGCCUACCUGCGGCAGCGCGACUUGCGCGACGCGCCGCGGCCGGCACUGCGAAACGGAAGUGCUGCCGGUCAGCACCACGCGGCGCCAUCGUCGCCGCGCUGCUGGCGCCCCCUGCUGGCGUGUUUCGUGUGCGCCGCGCUCGCUAUGUUCACCAAGGAGCAUGGCGUCACCGUCAUGGGGGUGUGCAUCGUGUACGAUCUACUGGUCUACAACAAGUUCACCGCCAAAGAUCUUUCACAACUCUUUUCUGAGCGAUACCGGCGCGCAGUAGAGGGGCCGGGACUGCUCGUGGCCAUGUCGGCGGCGCUGCUGGCCGUCCGCCUGCUGGCCAUGGGCUCCAAGCCGCCCGAGUUCUCGCCGUCCGACAACCCGGCGGCCGACAGCGACUCGCUGGCGGUGCGGGCGCUCACCUUCCUACACCUGCCGGUCGUCAACCUGGGUCUGCUUCUCUGCCCGAGCACGCUCAGCUUCGACUGGUCGAUGGACGCCGUGCCGCUGCUCUCGCCGGCCGACCCGCGCAACCUGCUGACGCUGGCGCUGUACGCCGGCGCCGCGCUCCUGGCGACCAGCAUCCUGCGCGGCCUCCACGCCGACCGAAGGACCUACUACGUGGAGCGCGUGCGCACCUACCUGCGCGCGCAGGACGGCGCCGGCUCGGACGCCGAGUCGGAGGCGUCGGCUGCCUCGCAGGCGGCCGGCUUCGGCCAGCUGGAUGCCGUCAUCCUCGGCGCCGCUCUCCUAGUCAUCCCCUUCCUGCCGGCCAGCAACCUCUUCUUCUACGUCGGCUUCGUGGUGGCCGAGCGCGUGCUGUACAUUCCGUCGAUGGGCUUCUGCCUGCUGGUGGCGGCCGGCUUCCGCGCGCUGCGCGGCCGGCUCGGUCGCCGCGGCAAGAUGGCGGCCGCUACGGCCGCUGUCGGUCUUCUGCUGGCGAUGGCGUGCCGGACGUAUGUGCGUAACCUGGACUGGCGCACGGAGGAGCGCCUGUACCGGGCCGGCAUCGCCGUCAACCCUCCCAAAGCGUACGGCAACUUGGCCAACAUCCUUAGCUCCAACGGCAUGAAGGAGGAGGCGGAGCGGGCUUACAAGCGGGCUCUCUCCUACCGCUCCAACAUGGCUGACGUUCAUUACAAUCUGGGGAUUUUAUAUCAAGAACAGAAACGGUACGAUGAAGCUCUUCAGUCUUAUGACAAGGCAAUUCAAUAUCGUCCGAGGAUGGCCAUGGCGCACCUGAACAAGGGGCUGGUGCUGGGCCUGUCGGGACAGCGCGAGGCAGCUGCCGCCGUCUACCGGCACUGCUCCACGCUGGACGGUGCCGGCCUCAAGGACCCACGGACGCACGAGGCCACCAAAAUAUCAGCUCUCUUCAACCUGGGCCGUCUUCACGCCGACGAGGGCAGCUUUCGGCAGGCGAUUGCCGUGUACCAGGAGGCCAUCGAGCGGAUGCCGGCGCACUACCAGCCGCAGAGUCUGUACAACAUGCUGGGCGAGGCGUUCUUCAAGGUGGACAGGCUGUCCGAGGCCGAACACUGGUACAAGGAGGCGCUGCGUGCCAAGCCCGAUCACGUGCCGGCGCACCUCACCUACGGCAAGCUGCUGGCCAAAAUGGGUCGACCUGCUGAGGCAGAGGCCUGGUUCGUCAAGGCGAUGGAGCUGGCGCCCAACGACCCGGUGGUUUACCAGCAUUACGGACAGCACCUGGCCGACGGCGAGCGGCUGCCGCUCGCGGCCGACAUCUACCGGCGCGCCGCCGAACUAGCGCCGCACGAGUACGAGAUGGUCUUCAACGCCGCCAACAUUCUCCGCCAGGCGGCGCGCAAUGAGGAGGCCGAACACUACUACCGCAUCGCCGUGCGCCUACGCCCUAACGAGGCCACGAGCCACAUGAACCUGGGCGCUAUGCUGCACGUGAACGGCAAGCUGGUGGAGGCCGAGCAGUCUUACCUGGCGGCCCUGCAGAUCAAGCCCGAUGACCAGAUCACCAAGACCAAUCUGCAGAAGCUGCGACACCUGCUGCCCAAGGCGAAGCGGGGGAAGGGCGCCAGCUGAGUGCGACGCCGCCCCCGCCGGUGUCAAACAGCGCUCCCGUGAUCCCAGCUGACCUGUGAUUGUCCGGCCGGCCCGCCGUCUUGGUUCGGUUCGCGGCAGGGCGGCGCCUGACUGCGGUCCAGUCGCUAUUUAUUCGGGCCUGUGGCUUGGCUUCCGAGGGCGCGCGUGCGGCGAGCGCGGCGCGCCGGGCUCGGUUUCGGCGCGCUGCGAGCUCCGCGGCGGCGGACGGCCGCGGCGGAGGGGCGCGAUGUGAUGUGCGGACUCGUUCUCUUGAUAUAAGACCAAAGACGUGUUAUGUUGCGAGCGUAAUUAAUCGGCAAUAUCUGGAAGGCGGCUAGUUAGUGACGCAUGUUGAUGGAUGC
Messenger RNA from Pollicipes pollicipes, 3005 nucleotides. Its product is annotated as protein O-mannosyl-transferase TMTC2. Lineage: Eukaryota; Metazoa; Arthropoda; Thecostraca; Pollicipedomorpha; Pollicipedidae. Bases 22 to 2643 code for a protein of 873 amino acids. The record is from RefSeq and is a predicted model, not a curated record. Gene Ontology annotation, molecular function: protein binding; mannosyltransferase activity. Gene Ontology annotation, biological process: protein O-linked glycosylation via mannose. The transcript is spliced from 11 exons. Gene Ontology annotation, cellular component: endoplasmic reticulum membrane.